Microtus ochrogaster (prairie vole) is the source of this 3064-nucleotide messenger RNA. It is a transcript of the gene Cdh4, whose product is annotated as cadherin 4. Gene Ontology annotation, biological process: homophilic cell-cell adhesion; cell-cell adhesion mediated by cadherin; cell migration. Gene Ontology annotation, molecular function: beta-catenin binding; cadherin binding; calcium ion binding. NCBI's taxonomy places the organism in Eukaryota, Metazoa, Chordata, Mammalia, Rodentia, Cricetidae. The record is from RefSeq and is a predicted model, not a curated record. The transcript is spliced from 15 exons. Gene Ontology annotation, cellular component: plasma membrane; adherens junction; catenin complex. Bases 192 to 2792 code for a protein of 866 amino acids.
GAGGCGCGGGCGGCUGCGAGGCCCGCGGACUCACCGGCCGGAGGGAGCGCGCCGCCGGCCCACUUGGCCUGGCUCCCGAAGCCCGGGCGGCGAGCGAGGGGAGAAGCAGGGCGGGCGCGGGAGGAGCGCUGCCGCGGCGGGGGAAGCCGGGCACUGGGAGAGCGCCAGGGCGGCGCGGCGCAGCGGGGACGAUGACCACGGGCUCGGUGCUGCCGCUGCUUCUACUCGGGCUCUCGGGCGCGCUCCGGGCCCACCAUGAGGAUCUUACAGUCAGGGAGGCUUGCAAGGCUGGCUUCUCCGAAGAAGACUACACUGCGUUGAUCUCCCCGAAUGUCCUGGAAGGAGAGAAACUACUCAGAGUCAAGUUCAGCAGCUGCUUGGGUACCAAAGGGACGCAGUAUGAGACCAACAGCUUGGACUUCAAAGUCGGGGCGGAUGGGACUGUCUUCGCCACCCGGGAGCUGAAGAUCCCUUCAGAGCAGGUGGCCUUCACUGUGACGGCGCGGGAACGCCAGACUGCUGAGCAGUGGGACGCCAUGGUGCGGCUGCUGGUAGCCCAGACUUCAUCCCCACACUCUGGACACAAGAAAGGAAAGACAGCAGCCCUGGACCCCUCUCAGUCCCCAAAGGACACACUGCUGCCGUGGCCCCAGCACCAGAGCUCCGGAGGGCUGAGGAGGCAGAAGCGUGACUGGGUCAUCCCGCCCAUCAACGUGCCGGAGAACUCCCGCGGGCCCUUCCCCCAGCAGCUCGUCAGGAUCAGAUCUGACAAGGACAAUGACAUUCCCAUCCGGUACAGCAUCACGGGUGUGGGAGCCGACCAGCCCCCUAUGGAGGUCUUCAGCAUUGACUCCAUGUCUGGUCGCAUGUAUGUCACCCGGCCCAUGGACCGAGAGGAAAGAGCCUCUUACCAUGUAAGUACAUACGUGAUGACCGUGACAGCCAACGAUGCCGAUGACAGCACUACGGCCAACGGCAUGGUGCGGUACCGGAUUGUCACCCAGACACCCCAGAGCCCCUCCCAGAACAUGUUCACCAUCAACAGUGAAACCGGGGACAUUGUGACAGUGGCAGCAGGCCUGGACCGGGAGAAAGUCCAGCAGUACACAGUCAUCGUCCAGGCCACUGACAUGGAAGGAAACCUUAACUACGGUCUCUCGAACACAGCCACUGCCAUCAUCACGGUGACAGACGUAAAUGACAACCCUCCGGAAUUCACCACGAGCACAUUUGCAGGAGAGGUCCCCGAGAACCGUGUGGAAACAGUAGUAGCCAAUCUCACAGUACUGGACCGAGAUCAGCCUCACUCACCCAACUGGAAUGCAGUCUACCGAAUCAUCAGUGGGGACCCCUCGGGGCACUUCAGUGUCCGCACAGACCCUGUCACCAAUGAGGGCAUGGUCACCGUGGUGAAGGCAGUGGACUACGAGCUGAAUCGUGCCUUCAUGCUGACCGUAAUGGUGUCCAACCAGGCGCCCCUGGCCAGUGGGAUCCAGAUGUCUUUCCAGUCCACAGCAGGGGUGACCAUCUCUGUCACUGAUGUCAACGAGGCCCCCUACUUUCCCUCCAACCACAAACUGAUCCGCCUGGAAGAGGGUGUGCCCACCGGCACUGCGCUCACCACUUUUUCCGCGGUGGACCCUGACCGGUUCAUGCAGCAAGCUGUGAGGUACUCAAAGCUGUCUGAUCCUGCCAACUGGCUGCACAUCAACACAUCCAAUGGGCAGAUCACCACGGCUGCGGUCCUGGACCGAGAGUCACUCUACACCAAGAACAAUGUAUACGAGGCCACCUUCCUGGCUGCUGACAAUGGGAUCCCCCCAGCCAGUGGCACUGGGACCCUGCAGAUCUACCUCAUUGACAUCAACGACAAUGCGCCACAGCUGCUGCCCAAGGAGGCACAGAUCUGCGAGAGGCCAGGCCUCAACGCCAUCAACAUCACUGCAGCCGACGCCGACAUGGACCCCAACAUCGGCCCCUACGUCUUUGAGCUGCCCUUCAUCCCCACCACAGUAAGGAAGAACUGGACCAUCACCCGGCUAAACGGUGACUAUGCCCAGCUCAGUUUGCGCAUUAUGUACCUGGAGGCAGGGGUCUACGACGUCCCCAUCAUCGUCACGGACUCUGGAAACCCUCCCCUGUCCAACACGUCCAUCAUAAAAGUCAAGGUGUGCCCGUGUGAUGAGAAUGGUGACUGCACCACCAUCGGUGCCGUGGCUGCAGCCGGCCUGGGCACGGGUGCCAUCGUGGCUAUCCUCAUCUGCAUCGUGAUCCUGCUAACCAUGGUCCUGUUGUUCGUUGUGUGGAUGAAGCGGAGGGAAAAGGAACGACACACAAAGCAGCUGCUCAUCGACCCUGAGGACGAUGUGCGUGACAACAUCCUAAAGUACGACGAGGAGGGAGGCGGCGAGGAGGACCAGGACUAUGACCUCAGCCAGCUACAACAGCCGGAAGCCAUGGAACAUGUGCUGAGCAAGGCCCCUGGUGUGCGGCGGGUGGACGAACGGCCAGUAGGUGCCGAGCCCCAGUACCCAGUCAGGCCUGUGGUGCCCCACCCAGGCGACAUCGGAGACUUCAUCAAUGAGGGACUUCGAGCUGCUGACAAUGACCCCACGGCACCCCCCUAUGACUCUCUGCUAGUCUUCGACUAUGAGGGCAGUGGUUCUACCGCAGGCUCCGUCAGUUCCCUGAACUCCUCCAGCUCCGGGGAUCAAGAUUAUGACUACUUGAAUGACUGGGGGCCCCGGUUCAAGAAGCUGGCGGACAUGUAUGGGGGUGGUGAGGAGGACUAACCAACCUCACCCCUCCCGCCAACAUGAGAAGGACACUCGAGGCCGAGCAGCGGGACUGAGCCAAGGCACUGGAUUUGUCCUGGUGUCAGAGGCCCCCUCCCCACUGCCAUCCCCCAAGUGGAACUGUGCAGUACGAACAUAGGCCACCAGGCGCCCACCACCACUGCGGCAUCUCAGUAGCCACGUACCGCAAAGGGAGAGCCAGAGGCACAGCCCUAACUUGAAUUUCUUACAACAAAAGCACUGUUAGAAUAAUAAAAAAAAAAAACAAA